AUGUCGUCUUACCCUCAUCCUUUUUUCAACCUCCUAAGCUGUGCCUUGGCUCCGCAAGAGCCAGUUUAUUACCAGCAGGCGUCGGUGGGUCAGGCCGAUGCCAAAGAGGAAGAGCCAGUGCUGCAGGAGCCGACAGGUCAAGACUCCGACCUGCGUGAGUACCUGCCUGGUGCUCGUGAGUACAUCAUCCAGCUCCCCUCACACAUAGCCUUCUAUGAGAACCAGCAACAGGAUCAGAAAGAGCCGGAAGCUGCUCACCCCGCUGUUCCAUCCCAGGAACAGUCGUUGGAGGAGCUCGCAUACUCCGGGUUGCAGUAUCUGGAGCAGACGUGGUCGGGAGCAGGCACACACCAGGACAUGAUCCCACCCCAGGAUCAGCAAUGGGCGAUGGCUGCAGGGCGCACCCCUUUGGGUCGAUUCCUGCGCUCCGGUCGAUACCACUACGUGCGCGACAGCAUGGAUAGAUAUAUCUGCACUUUUCAGGGGGCCGAUAGGCAACCCUGUCAAGCUGUUUACAACAGUCUGAAUGGGAUUCAUAAGCAUCAUCAUCGGGCCCACGAGCCGAAGAAGCUCUACCAGUGUCGGAUCUGCGUGCAGAAUCUGUUCUUCUCUACCCGCGGACAGUAUAUCCGGCAUAUGCAGCGCGUUCAUCCGGAGUAG
Aspergillus uvarum CBS 121591 is the source of this 660-nucleotide messenger RNA. RefSeq lists its product as uncharacterized. Lineage: Eukaryota; Fungi; Ascomycota; Eurotiomycetes; Eurotiales; Aspergillaceae. The transcript has a single exon. The record is from RefSeq and is a predicted model, not a curated record. The coding region runs from base 1 to 660 and encodes 219 amino acids.